Molecule: messenger RNA, 810 nt
Organism: Trypanosoma rangeli
Lineage: Eukaryota; Euglenozoa; Kinetoplastea; Trypanosomatida; Trypanosomatidae
Product: putative chaperone protein DNAj
Exons: 1
Coding region: 1-810 (269 amino acids)
Source: RefSeq, a predicted model, not a curated record
AUGCGGCGAGCGGCACGGUUGCCGCCGGCCAUCGGCGUCCUGCCUGCGAAGGGGACCACGCUGUGGGGCGCCAUAUGGCUGCGGGGCGUCUCCCGCCGUCGCUUUAGCGGCGCUGCCCCCUACGGCAGUGUCCCGGCCGACAUUGAGCAAUCCAGGCACGCACCGAAGCCCCGCGAGGAGGACGUUGUGCGUGACGCGGCACGACCCACGGCGGCGGGUGGCGGCAGCGGCGGGGAUGGGGGUUCCACGGCUGCCGCAGGGUACAAUCCGUGGGAGGUGCUUGGGGUGAAGCCGGGUACCUCCGCCCAGACGAUACGGCUGCGCUACCACGAGCUGAUGCGGGAGCUGCACCCAGAGCUGGACCCGAAGGGGGUGGGCAACAUUCCGCGGCUCAACCAAGUCAACAAGGCCUACGAGAUCAUUACAAAGAGCCCCACGCUGGACCGGCGCUACCGCAACCUUGUCAGCGACACCCAGUACUUCUACUACAAGUUCCUCCCGGAGUGGAUGGCGCGCAACGUGGACGAGAUGCCACGGUACUGGAGCUGGGUCAGGUGGCGAACCCCUGGUGCCUUCCAGGUGUUUCUUUGCUGCUGCGGCUGCUUCAUGGUCGGCCGCUUCUACGCUGCCUUCCCACUCCUCACCGCCAUCUUUGUGACGUCGGUAGUCUUUGACACUCUCUUUCAUACCAUGACGGCACCGGCGACGUGCUCGAUGCUCUUUCUCUACUCCAUCAUGACCGCGCAGAGCUACGACAUGGCGUGGCUGACAAGCCCCAAGUCGUUCCUGCGCCGCGAUCUCGGCUACUAG